Molecule: messenger RNA, 535 nt
Organism: Cetraspora pellucida
Lineage: Eukaryota; Fungi; Glomeromycota; Glomeromycetes; Diversisporales; Gigasporaceae
Source: the annotation of a GenBank genome assembly
GGACAAGAUGAAAUUGAGGCUGUGCAUGAAAGUUUACAACAUACCUGUAGGGUUCUUGGAAGCAAAAUACGUGAACUUAUAAUAUGUUCUAUAUAUGCGAACCUUCCUCCUGAUAUGCAAGCUAAAUUUUUCGAGCCAACACCUCAUGUAGCUCGAAAGUCCAAAAACAAGAAUGGAAUCAUUGUUAGUUUUUCCAGUAGUGUUCAAGAGCUUCAGCAGUUCAGAGCUGGACGUGUUGAACCAGGCCAUUGUUUCAGAUUAUAUACUCAACAUGCGUUACAUGCGUUUCACAACGAGUUGAAAGAAAAUACUGUUCCUGAAAUUCAAAUAACUAAUUUAGCUAAUGUGGUUUUAUCAUUAAAGCAUAAUCUAUGUUAUCUUAGUCAAUUGUGUCAGCAAGGAUUUCACGUUUUGGUGAGUCAUACUAAAAAGCAAAAUAUGGAGUAUAUUCGUCAAGUAAUGGAAAUUAACCCUGAAUGGUUAACGGAAGCUGUUCCAUAUUAUUAUUCAAAAUCAGAAUUGGAUAAUUUUGAUG